Ascoidea rubescens DSM 1968 is the source of this 2415-nucleotide messenger RNA. RefSeq lists its product as uncharacterized. The transcript has a single exon. NCBI's taxonomy places the organism in Eukaryota, Fungi, Ascomycota, Saccharomycetes, Ascoideales, Ascoideaceae. The record is from RefSeq and is a predicted model, not a curated record. Gene Ontology annotation, molecular function: protein binding. Bases 162 to 2258 code for a protein of 698 amino acids. Gene Ontology annotation, biological process: signal transduction.
GGCAAACCUUCCAAUAUCUUCAUAUCCACCUUUAUUUCUGCUCAAUUAUCCUCUCAUUUGUCUUCUUUUCUUUUAUUUUUACUUGCUUUGUUUUUGGAUUGUUUUUUUUGGUUUUGUUGUUCUUAUGAUAUGAUAAUCUUCAUAUCUUAAAUAUUAUCAGAAUGAGAGAUUUGAAUAUUAACGACCUAUUAUCCUGGACUUCCAUUGAUGUUCACAACUGGAUAUCCUCACUACAAGAACUAAAUACAAUAAACAACUCAAAUUCUGUUAACAAUAAUGAAGUUUAUAACUGUAAAACAAUAGCCAAAAAAUUCUUGGAUAAUAACAUUACGGGAAAUCAGCUCAUUUAUCUUACAAAUGACUCCAAAUAUUUUAAUGAUAUGUCAAUAAGAAAUUUUAAAGCAAAAUUAAUCUUAAAGAAAAGUAUCCUAAAUUUAAUUGAGGACUACAAUAAUCUAAAUAUUGAUUUAAAAAACUUGAAAAAUAACCAAAUCCUAUUAACUAACAACAUUUACAAUGCUUUGCCAAUCAUUAAAAAUUUAUUAGUUUAUUUAUUACACUCAUCUCUCAAUCAAAACAUUAACAAUAUCAAUAACAACAUUAAUAAUAAUUCCAUAGAUGUAAACAAUACAAAAGACUUGUUAAUAAACGAUUUGAGACUAGAUCAGGAUUUUGAGAAAUUAAACGAUAAAUCAAAACAAUUAAAAGAUGAAAUUUCAAAAUUAUUUAAAUUAAUUAGAGAAAUGAAGCCUUUGCCUGAUUUAACUCCAACAGGAAAUUCACAUCGAACUUCAAAUCCCAAUUCCAAUCCAAAUGUCUUGAAUAAUAUAAACACUUUAAUUGCAAACGACUCAUUCUAUAUCAACUCAAAGAACAAUAACUCAAACUCCUCUUUACAUAGAUUAAAUUCAGCCGCUUCUUCCCUUGUCAAUUCUCCAAUUAAAACAAUGUCAAUAUCCUAUGCUACUGCUGUAACUUCUACAAAUACUGAAGUUAAAAAUAUACUUAAAAAAAACAAGUCCUCUAAUGGGAAUAUGAAUAUAAACAACAAUCAUAGUAACAGCAAUAUUAAUAACAAUAAAAGUAAUAACAAUAACAACAAUUCCUCCAAUAUUCCUAAUACAACCAGAAAAUCCUCUAUAUCAACUAUCGAUCUUCGGAUCCAAUCAAAUAAUAACAAUAGUAAUAACAAUAGUAAUAACGCAAAUAAUAGUAACUCAAAUUCAAAUAAUAAUUCUUCUUCGCAAAAUACUAUAAGCUCAAACAGUUUUACAUCUUUAAUUCGAAAUAAAUCAGAAAAAUAUUUAACUAAUCCUUUAAAGAAAAAUAGUUCAGGAUCUGGAAUACCAAGCACUUUUCUUAGUUUAAGUAAAUCAAGAAAUAAAAAUCAUAAUAUAAAUAAUUUGCAUUUAAAUCUUUCAACAACAAAUCUAAAUAAUAAUAACAACAUCAGUAUUGUCAACAAUAACAACAACAACAACAACAACAACAAUAACAAUAACAAUAAUAAUAAUAAUAAUAAUAGCGGCAAUAGUAAUAGCAGUAAUAACAGCAGUAAUGCUAUCAAUAAUAAUAAUAAUAAUAAUAAGAAUGAUUCAGCAGGAAAUAAUAAUGGCAAUGAUCAGUUUAAUUCAAAUAAUAGCAGAAGAUCAAUUGCUGCUGCUUUUGCAUCUGCAAAUAACUCAUCAAAUAAUAUUGUAACAUCUUCAAUUCCUUAUCAUACCUCUUCACCAACUAAUAUUUACUCUCAAUCUGCGGCUGCUGCAUUACCUUCAACUCAUUCUAAAUCAACUAUUAAUAUCAAUGGCAUUAAUGGUGUUAAUACUAAUAGUGCUAUUACUGCUGGUUCUACUUCUACUACUUCUACUAUUAAUAAUAAUAACAAUAAUAACAAUAAUAAUAAUUCUACCUCAACGAUUCCCACUCCUCUAUCAUCUUCGUCAUUUCAUCACCCUAAAAUUUUGCCACCAAAUAAUGGAAAAUCAUUUAAAAGAAAUCUUAAAAUUGAUGAUGAAGAAGAUUCAUAUGAUAAAGUUUUAGAAAUGGUUCGAGCCAAGUAUAAAGUUGAAGAUGGAAAUUAUGUAUUGGUAGUUUGUUACGGGGAUAAAGAAAAAGUUAUUAAACCAAAUGAAAAACCGAUAAAGGUUUUUAAAAGUUUGAUUGAAUACCAUCCAACUUUAAUACUAAGACAGCUUAAUGAGACAAGUGGUGAAGAAGAAAGUUAUACGGGAAAAAAUGUUCCAGGAGGAUGUUUUUAAAUUAAAGGGAUGAUUUAUGAAAAAGACUUAUUAAAGGAAGAAAGAUCACUGAGUUAAUUAUUUAUACUUUGGUUAAAUUUAUUUUAAAAAAAUUAGAAAUAGUUUAGUUUUUGUUUUUGGAUUUUUUUUUUAUUGAUAUUCUUAGUUGACGAUUUAU